AUGUCAGGGCAAGAUGAAGAUGAUUCAGCAAGACUCCAGGAGAAGCUUCUGUCUACCCAGAGCUCAGGCACCCUUCCCUCAGAGGCUGAUCCAAGCAGCAGUGCGUGGCUAGACGGUGAGGCUGUAGGGGUACACGGUGUGUCCAGUGGCAAUCGAGGUGAUACGUUGUACAAGAAGAAUGGGGCCUCAAAGAAACAAGAGCCCUUAGCUGAUAUAGAUCCAGACAGGUGUUACAGCUGGCUGCUUGCUCCCGGUGAUGGAACAGCUAGUGGCAAAAGGAGCCGGAAUGACAGCGAGGCCAGCAUUAGUUCUAGCUCCAGCUCUUCCCUUCCGAUGCCACAGGCUCCUGAUGGGGGUUGGGGCUGGUUUGUUGUUUUUGGAGCAUUCACGGUAACGCUGAUCUGUGAUGGCUUGUCUUACUGUUUUGGUGUUCUGUACGCAGAGCUGCUGGUUCAGUUUGAGGAGAGUCGUAGCAAGACCUCUUUGGUGGGGAGCAUCUUUUUUGGUGUGGCUAUGAUUUUAGGCCCGCUAGCCAGUGCUCUGACAACCCGCUUUGGCUGCCGCACCAUGACCAUCUUUGGAGGCCUGCUGGCAUCUUUGGGGUUAUUUUUAAGUUUCUUUGCAACAUCUAUUGAAAUGCUGUGUUUCACUUUCAGCGUCAUUGUCGGGACGGGAUUUUCAUUUUGUUACAUAACCAGUGUUGUCAUUGUGGCAUUUUACUUUGAUAAGAGACGGGCACUUGCAACAGGCUUGGCAGUUUGUGGGACUGGAGUGGGUACUUUCACCUUUGCUCCAUUGAUGGACUACUUAAUUGUUGAGUAUGGUUGGAGGGGGCUGUUUCUCAUAAUGGCAGGGAUAAGCUUGAAUCUAGUUGUCUGUGGCAUGCUGUUCAGACCUCUGCAGUUUACAGAAAGCGAGAGAUGGGAGAUGCUCUUGGAAGAAUUUAAUAAAAUUCCUUUCAGCAGGGAGGAUAUAGAAUUGUCUAGAAACCGGUAUCAGACAGACUCUAGCGAAAGUAACUCGGAUGACGAGUCACUGGAUGAAGAGCAAAGGACGCUAUCCAUGCUGAGUCUACCGACGUUUGUCACAACUGAAUUACUGCACGGCCCAUCUUCUGUGCUCAUGGAAGCACUGAAGAACAGCAGAAACCCUCAUCACACACUACAGAGAUACAUGAGGAAUGCAAUGCUGCAGAGUGAUCACAACAACUCUGAACAAAAGUCAGAGGAAGUUGACAGUCCUGUAUGCGGCUCUCCAACGACGGAUACUUCAGAAAUCAAAUACGGAAUGGCUGUAGAGUCAGAUACAGAUACUGCUUUGGGCAGUGUGCCUGCAUCCUUACCCGAAGAGAGUUUUUCCAAAUUGAGCAUGUCACCCAUUUGUCACACGAAAGAUAUACUACAAGAAACAUCAUUUUCAGACAGAAUCACAACCACUAGUUUUUCACUCCCUAAAAUUACAGACAAAUUGAUAACCAUAACACCCAGAACUAAAAAGAACACAAGACAAAUUCAGGAUGAGAAGGAGCAGAAUGGCAAAACAUUGGAAGGGAAGAACCAUGCUAAGGGCACAGACAAUCAACACCAUAAACGACAUGAGUUCUCAGGCAUGAGCAAUAUUUUGACUGAUAAGGGCUGUGAAAAGGAAGCAAAAUCUGUGGUGAAGAGGAUAGGUGGGGUGCACAUUGGGCGGCACAAUGCUUUGGGUAUACACUUGCCUUUAUAUAGAACAGAUAUUUUCUACAGGCGCCUUCUGAAGAAUGUCCCACUUCACAAGCGAUACACACUUGGCACCAGCUGCCCUGAAAUGGUAGAAUCUAUUGCCCCUGAAGCGGAAAAACAUUUCAUAAUUCAGGCGCUGUUGAAUUUCCUGGAAGAAUCGAGCGAUAUAAUGAAGAGCAUGGUAGAGCUAAGAUUAUUCCUCAACCCCUUUUUUAUAGUCUUUGUAAUAUCGAACUUCCUGUUUUACUUUUGGAGUGAUGUCCCUUAUAUGUACGCAGCCGACCAUGCCAUGGACAAUGGGAUAGAUCAGCAGAGAGCAUCCUUUCUUCUGUCCGUCGUCGGUAUAUUUAACACGAUUGGCCAGAUGGUGUUUGGUUACAUUGGCGACAUGAACAUCAACCUGCUGAAUGUCUACGCCGUUGUUUCCUCCAUAGCAGGUCUGUUUGUGGCAGUGAUUCCAUUGAUGGGCAACUACAUCUGGUAUUCUGUGAUGUACGCUUUGUUUGGCUUCUUCAUAAGUGUCAGCUAUCCCUUGACCACGGUUUUGUUGGUCCAGUACCUUGGAGUGGGCAAGUUGACCAAUGCCUAUGGUCUGCUUAUGCUGGUCCAAGGGAUUGCUAAUUUUCUGGGACCUCCGUUGGCAGGAUGGGUGUCUGAUGUGACUGGAAACUAUGACUCCACUUUUUAUUUGAGUGGCUUCUUCUAUGCUGUAUCUGGGGUGGUGCUGUUCGUUAUGUAUUUUCCAAAGUGUCGAGAGCAUGUCAGGUCUCGUCGGAGUUCCUUGGAUUCAUCCAUUGAGGUGCCAUAA
Messenger RNA from Candidula unifasciata, 2529 nucleotides. NCBI's taxonomy places the organism in Eukaryota, Metazoa, Mollusca, Gastropoda, Stylommatophora, Geomitridae. The record is from the annotation of a GenBank genome assembly.